CUGUUUGCAUAUAAAUUAAACAAGGAUGUAUUUUGUAAUCGUAUACAUCGGUUUUGGACGUUGGAAGAAUGCCGUUUGUCACUGGCAGUAGCAAAGGGCAGCAGCAGCGAUCAGCAAUAGACUGCUGUCUACUACCUAUACAAAAGGCCACCAAGCGUGCAAUGCCUCGGAACAAACAGCAUCAUUAUCUCUCUAGGUUUCUGGAACUGGGCAAGAUCCGAAUCCAACAAGAUGCGUCCGGUAUUCCGUAGCGGAGGUGAAUUUUGUCGGCCAGUAUCCUGCAAAUUCGAGAUGGGCCGCUUGAAUAGCUUUCAUGGAAAUCCGCCUUCGAUACAGACUGGUUAUUGAAUCUUGCGUCUCAUCGUUGAGCCUUGUGCACGCAGAGAAUAACUGACAUUCAAUCGCCCGAGGACCCGUCAUAGGUGUCUUGAUUGAUGUUGACCGAGCGCCAACCCCCUAAAGUGCAAACAAGCCUAAAUCCUCUCCUGCUCGCCUAAGUGUGUGCGGGUCGGACAGUCCCGUCUCCCGUUAGAUUAUCGCAUUCUCAUCCAUAUUUAGGCUCAUGUACCUAGUUGACGUGUUAGCUCUACACCUUCAGCUUCAUGUGUCUCCGUAGUGGGCCAUCAUCUCGACCAGCGGCGUAUACAGCUCAGACUUGCCUCAUAUGCAGGAUGCAAGGGGCAAUGGCGAGACGAGCGAAGGAGUAUAGACUGCUCCAUUCACAAUAAUACAUGCAUGCAGCCGCAU
Messenger RNA from Trichoderma atroviride IMI 206040, 747 nucleotides. NCBI's taxonomy places the organism in Eukaryota, Fungi, Ascomycota, Sordariomycetes, Hypocreales, Hypocreaceae. The record is from RefSeq and is a predicted model, not a curated record.